This is a messenger RNA of Amphimedon queenslandica, 951 nucleotides long. Its product is annotated as probable tRNA pseudouridine synthase 1. The transcript has a single exon. The record is from RefSeq and is a predicted model, not a curated record. NCBI's taxonomy places the organism in Eukaryota, Metazoa, Porifera, Demospongiae, Haplosclerida, Niphatidae. Bases 49 to 777 code for a protein of 242 amino acids. Gene Ontology annotation, biological process: tRNA modification; mRNA pseudouridine synthesis. Gene Ontology annotation, cellular component: nucleus. Gene Ontology annotation, molecular function: RNA binding; pseudouridine synthase activity.
AUAGGCGUGGCAGACAAGCUGAGACAACUCUGAAUGCUCUGAUUAUAGAUGAGGGGUAUUAUUCCUAUAUACAAGCCCUCAGGAAUAACAUCAUUUGAAGUUUGUGAUACAAUACGUUCUAUACUAUUAGGAGUAAGUGGAAUAUCAGCUCUUCCUCGAAACAAAGCACCCAGAACUAAAUCUAAAUUUAAGGUGGGUCAUGGUGGGACGUUAGAUAAAGAGGCUGAAGGUGUUUUAGUGGUGGGUGUUGGUGAAGAUUGCAAGCAUCUCUCUUCAUUUCUCUCUGGGUCUAAGGAAUAUAGUGCAAUUGGUAUUUUAGGUAAAACUACAACAACUUAUGAUGCAACAGGAAGUGAGAUAAAAACAUCAACGUACGAUCAUGUCACCCAAGAGUCAUUACAGAGAGUGGUUAGAUCAUUUGAGGGUGAAACACUACAAACACCACCUGUUUAUUCCGCUCUUAAGAUCAAAGGCCAGCGUGCAUCCAACUUAGCCAGAAAAGGAGAAACCGUUGACAUGAGUAGUAAGAGGAGACCUAUCUGUAUUUAUCAAAUCAAGCUGCAAAUGUUUUCGCCUCCAGAGUUCGGCAUUGUUUUAUCCUGUUCUGCUGGUACAUAUGUGCGGUCUUUGAUUUAUGAUAUUGGCAUCGCUUCCAAGACUGUUGCUUGCAUGAAGUCAUUAUGUAGGACAAAGCAAGGCCCAUUCACUCUUAGCCAAGCGCUCAAGCAAGAUAACUGGACAAUUGAUUGCUUAAGCAAUUUUGUAUCAUUUAAAUAAAUCAAAAAUAAGUUAAAGAGAGAUUGAUUAAGGUAAAUAUUAUGAAGCCAAAACUUAGGUUAAGUGUCUCAUAUUGUAUUAAUAAUCAUAAUCAUAAACAAUAAUAAUAAUAAUAAUAAUAAUAAUAAUGAUAAUAAUGAUAAUUUACAAUCAGUUAUUUUUGAUAGCGGACAU